Messenger RNA from Cutaneotrichosporon oleaginosum, 309 nucleotides. RefSeq lists its product as uncharacterized. Gene Ontology annotation, biological process: protein insertion into mitochondrial inner membrane. Gene Ontology annotation, cellular component: mitochondrial inner membrane. The record is from RefSeq and is a predicted model, not a curated record. Lineage: Eukaryota; Fungi; Basidiomycota; Tremellomycetes; Trichosporonales; Trichosporonaceae.
AUGUCGUUUAUGUUUGGCGGCGGAGCAUCCCAAAAUGCUGGUUCGGUCGACCCCAUGAAGAUGGAGAUGGCCGCGAGCGAGCUCGACAUGAUCACGGACGUGUUCAACCGCCUGGUCAACUCGUGCCACACAAAGUGCAUCCAGCCGGACCCGCGCAAGCACUGGUACGCCGAGCCGGACCUCAACAAGGGCGAGGCGGUGUGCAUCGACCGGUGUACGGCAAAGUUCUUCGAGGUCAACAAGAAGGUCGGCGAGCGCCUGCAGAGCAUGGGCGGGCAGGCGCAGGCGACCGGCUCGUUUGGCAUGUAG